AUGGAAUACUAUGAGCGUUUGUAUUGGGUGAUAGCGAAAGAGUUUGCCAGCCGGAGAGUAGCCGUCGGCGGCGGCGAGAUGAGCGCUUCGAGAUUUAUAAAGUGCGUCACCGUCGGCGAUGGUGCUGUGGGUAAAACUUGUUUGCUAAUUUCCUACACUAGCAACACCUUCCCCACUGAUUAUGUCCCAACUGUGUUUGACAAUUUCAGUGCCAAUGUUGUGGUAGAUGGUAGUACUGUAAACCUAGGAUUGUGGGACACUGCUGCCAAGAAUGCUACCAACAACUCACUUUUCAUCGAGCAGGAAGAUUACAACAGACUGAGACCAUUAAGCUAUCGUGGGGCUGAUGUUUUUAUACUAGCAUUCUCUCUGAUUAGCAAGGCCAGCUAUGAGAAUGUCUCCAAGAAGUGGAUCCCUGAGCUAAGGCAUUAUGCUCCUGGAGUUCCGAUUAUUCUUGUGGGAACAAAGCUUGAUCUUCGGGAGGAUAAACAGUUCUUCUCAGAUCAUCCUGGAGCUGUACCCAUCACGACUGGCCAGAAUGUGAAGGCUGUCUUUGAUGCGGCAAUAAAGGUUGUUCUGCAGCCUACGAAGCAAAAGAAGAGAAAGAAGAAAAAGGAUCAAAAAGGUUGCAAUAUAUUGUAA
Messenger RNA from Striga asiatica, 642 nucleotides. NCBI's taxonomy places the organism in Eukaryota, Viridiplantae, Streptophyta, Magnoliopsida, Lamiales, Orobanchaceae. The record is from the annotation of a GenBank genome assembly.